AUGUCGAAAGCAUCAAAAACGAUCGAUAAUGCGACAGGAGCUAGUCCACCAUGGUCAUCUAUGCGAGACACAGCAUGUUCACCUAUUCUUUUUUCAUCAGUGGCCAACACAUCAUCAUCAUCUGAUGCGUCAACUUGCUCGUCGACGAUAAUCAACAACGAUCACGAUAGCUUUGAACGAGAGGAUGGAAUUGGAUUGGUUCAUCAUCAACCGGUGUUAGCGUUUCCAUCACCGUCAAGCAAUGGAUGUAGUAACAGUACACCGGUACUGUCUGCGUCGUCUUCUCAACCGGCACCUCUGAUGUCAAUCAGAGCUACUGACACGUAUGGUUUUAGCACAGGCAAAAGUGCAUCCUCGCACGCACCAAUGGACAAUGGCAACCAAUAUUAUACUGCUGAUCGGCAUUGGCCAGUUGAUGAUCCAAGUCGAUAUGUUUCGGCAUCUCAGCAACAGUAUCAAAACCGAAAUGCUCGUCGAUACAAACCUCGUCGUCAAGAACAGCAACCUCAUCCUCGAAAGUAUGCUGGACAAGCUCGAGCAAAAGCACGAGACAAUUAUCGUCGACAAAACAAUUGCGUCGAUCGGCCGUGUUCGAACUGCAACUGCCAUCAAUAA
Molecule: messenger RNA, 615 nt
Organism: Adineta ricciae
Lineage: Eukaryota; Metazoa; Rotifera; Eurotatoria; Adinetida; Adinetidae
Source: the annotation of a GenBank genome assembly